This is a messenger RNA of Torulaspora delbrueckii, 399 nucleotides long. It is a transcript of the gene PAM16, whose product is annotated as import motor complex subunit PAM16. The transcript has a single exon. Lineage: Eukaryota; Fungi; Ascomycota; Saccharomycetes; Saccharomycetales; Saccharomycetaceae. Bases 1 to 399 code for a protein of 132 amino acids. The record is from RefSeq and is a predicted model, not a curated record. Gene Ontology annotation, biological process: protein import into mitochondrial matrix. Gene Ontology annotation, cellular component: TIM23 mitochondrial import inner membrane translocase complex.
AUGGCUCAUAGGGCAUUCAUACAAGUGGUCAUUACGGGAGCAAGUGUCUUUGGUAAGGCAUUUGCUGAAGCCUAUAGACAAGCCGCAUCGCAGACUGUCAAGCAAGGUGCUAAUGCAGCUCGUGCCGGUUCAGCUAGUGCUGAAUAUGGUGGCAUAACUCUCGAUGAGAGUUCUAAGAUUUUGAAUAUGGAAGAUAAGGAGAAUUUAAACUUGGAUAAAAUCAAUCAGAGGUUUAAGUAUCUGUUCGAUGUCAACGAUGCCGAGAAAGGUGGUAGUUUCUAUCUUCAAAGUAAGAUCUACAGAGCUGCUGAAAGGCUCAAAUGGGAGUUGGCACAACAAGAGAAAGCAGAACAGCCUCCGAAUACAAGCCAAAAGGGCACUGAUCCGUCCAAACAAUAA